AUGGAAACAGGUGACAUCCACGUUGCAUUCUUCGUCUUGAUUGCGGCUGUGGCAGGGCUCGUCUGCGAGGCCGGUGCCGCGACCAUCAGCGUCCCGGGUGAUUUCUCGACGAUCCAGGACGCCAUCAACGCGGCGAACGACGGCGACGAGAUCGUUAUCGGUCCCGGGACCUACACGGGUGAUCUGCAGGUGCCCGCGAAGUCGAUCACGCUUCGGAGCUCGGAUCCGAAUGAUCCGGGCAUCGUGGCCUCGACCGUGAUCGAAUCGAAUCUCGCGGUGGCCAUCCGGGUCCUGAGCACGGGGAUGGCGCCUGUUGUGAUCGAAGGCCUGACCAUAACAGGAGGCGACGCCGCCACCGGUGGCGGCAUCAAUGUGAGUUCGAGCACGGUGUUCGUGCGUCGGUGCGUGCUGACUGAGAACAACGCGAUCGACGGCGGCGCGAUCGGCGUGCUGUUGAACAGCAGCGUGGUCUGUGAAGCAUGCAUCAUUCAAGACAACACCGCAUCGGAAGAUGGCGGCGCGCUGUCCUGCGAUGGGGGCUCAAAGGUCGUCUUCGUGGAUUGCACGGUGACUUGCAAUUUCGCCGGUGAUGACGGCGGCGCGAUCCAAAGCUCCGGCGAAGUGGAAUUCAGAGAGACGAUGAUCAUGGAGAACUCGGCCGGCGGAGACGGGGGCGGCAUUUUCAAUAACGGCGACCUCCUCCUGCUCAACGUUGUCCUGGCGAAGAACACCGCCGACGGCUUCGGUGGCGGCAUGUUCAGCUUCUCUCCCGGGCCGCCUCCCAAUACGGACGAUGUGCGAAUCGUCAAUUCGACAAUCGCCGGAAAUUCCGCGCUCUUUGACGCCGGGGGAGCCGGAGUGGAUGCGAGUUUUAUGCCGCUCAUCUCGAACACCUUGUCGUGGGGCAACUCGCCGAACGGGCUGAUCGUCGGUUUUUCCGGGGCCGACGUGUCGCAUUGCCUCGUCCAGCCGGAUGGGCCGUUCGGGCCCGGGAAUUUCAGCCUGGACCCGCUCUUCGUCGAUCCGGCGGCGUGCGAUUUUCGACUGCAGCCGGAUUCGCCCGCGAUCGACGCGGGCCUGAACUCGCUGAUCAACAGCAUCGAUACGGUGCUCACAGAUAUCGACGGCAAUCCUCGGUUUGUCGAUGGCGAUCCCAUGCGCGGCGAGGACGCGAUCGUCGAUAUCGGGGCGUACGAGUUUCAGAAUGCGAUCGUCUGCGCGGGUGAUUGCGACGCGAACGGAACGGUCGAUUUCAACGACCUCGUCGCGAUGCUCUUCGAGUUCGGUGUGAGCGAUGACGGCCGAUGCGAUGCCGAUGGCUCAGGGGCGGUUGACUUCAACGAUCUCGUCGCGGCGCUCUUUGCGUUCGGUCCGUGCCCCUGA
Molecule: messenger RNA, 1383 nt
Organism: Symbiodinium necroappetens
Lineage: Eukaryota; Dinophyceae; Suessiales; Symbiodiniaceae
Source: the annotation of a GenBank genome assembly